This is a messenger RNA of Cryptotermes secundus, 2567 nucleotides long. RefSeq names its product septin-1 (gene Septin1). The transcript has 9 exons. Gene Ontology annotation, biological process: cytoskeleton-dependent cytokinesis; regulation of exocytosis; cell division. Gene Ontology annotation, cellular component: microtubule cytoskeleton; cell division site; septin complex. The coding region runs from base 143 to 1216 and encodes 357 amino acids. Lineage: Eukaryota; Metazoa; Arthropoda; Insecta; Blattodea; Kalotermitidae. Gene Ontology annotation, molecular function: GTPase activity; molecular adaptor activity; GTP binding. The record is from RefSeq and is a predicted model, not a curated record.
UUCCUGUAGCUGUCAGUUAAGUUGCUCCGUGUAAACCGUGGUUUUAGCGGUGUGGCAUUUGUUGGUUUUAGUUAGAAGUUAAUGUAUUGUAGUUUAGAAUAUUAAUUUUUGGAGUAGCUGGUUUUGGAAUAGUGAAAGUAAGAUGUCUAGUGAAUCUGUGAAGACCUUUGCGAGUCUGGAGACGCCAGGUUAUGUUGGAUUUGCAAAUUUACCUAUUCAAGUACAUCGGAAAUCUGUAAAGAAAGGCUUCGAAUUCACACUAAUGGUUGUCGGAGAAUCAGGAUUGGGGAAAUCAACUCUAGUAAAUAGCCUUUUCCUAACUGAUCUGUAUCCAGAACGUGUUGUUCCAGAUGCUGUAGAGAAGACACAUCAAACCGUGAAGUUGGAUGCCUCGACGGUAGAGAUAGAGGAGCGGGGUGUGAAACUAAGACUGACAGUAGUGGACACUCCAGGAUAUGGAGACUCUAUUGACAAUACUGACAGUUUCCGGGCAAUAAUUCAGUACAUAGAUGACCAGUUUGAAAGAUUUUUGAGGGAUGAAAGUGGUUUGAACAGAAGAAAUAUUGUUGAUAACAGAAUUCAUUGCUGUUUUUACUUCAUCUCCCCUUUCGGACAUGGCUUGAAGCCCCUUGACGUUGAGUUCAUGAAGCAGUUGCACAACAAAGUGAACAUUGUCCCAGUUAUAGCAAAAGCAGAUGUCCUAACUAAGAAGGAGGUUUUGAGGCUGAAGAAAAGAGUGAUGGAGGAGAUUGAGAGUAAUGGCAUUAAGAUCUAUCCACUCCCAGAUUGUGACAGUGACGAAGAUGAAGAUUACAAGGAACAGGUAAGACAACUGAAGGAAGCUGUCCCGUUUGCAGUCUGUGGAGCGAACACGUUGUUGGAAGUACGUGGACGAAAAGUUCGAGGACGACUGUACCCCUGGGGUGUUGUUGAAGUUGAAAAUCCUGACCACUGUGACUUCAUCAAGCUGCGCACAAUGCUUAUCACACACAUGCAGGACCUGCAAGAGGUGACACAGGAGGUUCAUUAUGAAAACUACCGCUCCGAGCGACUGGCCAAAGGUGCUCCUGUACCUAAGAGGCAGACAGUGUUGGGUACGGAGGAGAAGGGGACGGUGGAGAAGGACCGCAUCCUUCAAGAGAAGGAAGCAGAGCUGCGCAGGAUGCAGGAGAUGUUGGCUCAAAUGCAGGCCCAGAUGCAGCAGCAACAGCCGUAGCACAGCUGCAAGCCUUAAGGACAUGCCAAGACAAGUUCCUUUGUGAGGUCAAUAUAUUUUUAUGAGUCUGGUGCUCAAGAGUCUCCUGGAAUGAUCGUCACAGUUUUAUAUUAUGCAGAUAUACUGCUGCGUAUAUUAUGAUGUUUCAAAUACUCUGAUUUGACAGAUAUUUGUGAAACUUGUAUUUCUUUUUUUGUCCGCUAUAUUGAACACAUUCAGACACAUGGCUGGAAAUUUAUCAGGCUACCUUUUCAGCCUGACUACAUUUGCAUAUCCGGUUUGUCUCCCUUUGGAAAAGGGAAUACAGUCGCUAACUCUGUUUUACAUAUCUCCUUUUCAUUGUACUUGGCAAUUAUAUAAUUACAAAAGGCUGAUGUUUUUUUCUUGUCUUGUAGAAUUUUUUGUUAAGGCAUGUAAACUUAGGAAUGUCAGUAUUUUAUUGCCUUUCCUUUUCUUUCUUUCCAUAUGGCCUGAUUAGUACCUGAAUAUUGUGAGAACCAUCUACCAGUUAUUGCAUGAACUACAAGAACACAAAAGUUUCCAGCCAUUUGUUUGAUUGUUUUAACAAUUUCAAGUAUAGUUUCUACUUUGUAUUUGUUUAUAAUGCCGCAUCAGCUGGUAAGGAGGAGUCAGUACUUAUGAAUUGUGUCAGUACACACCUUAUUGUUUUAAAAAUAUGUAAAAAACUUAAUACUGUGUGUGAGGUAAGAGAGGAAGGGUUCCAGCAUGCACCACAUGGAUAAUUUUGUGCUAGCAUUGUUUGUGCAUAUUGAAAAUAGUUCUUCCAUUUGAUGACUUUAAAAGAACCUAGUAAUGGUAAUACAAUAUGCUCUCACCUACACUAAUGGAGGGGAGAGAGAAUACAAACAACAAUCAUCAAUGAUCAUCUCUUCAACCAAAGCAGGGCUGUGCCAUAGCUUGGGUGUUUAGAUGCUGGUUUCCAAUCACAGAGUCCUAGGUUUGAUCUCAAGUCAGAUGUGCAACUUGUGUAAAAAAUGGCACUAUGGCGGUUUUCUGUGACUGCCAAUUUUCAUUCCACCAACUGGCCCAUAUUCAUUAGUCAUUGUGUCAUCCCAUGCUGGCAAUGUCAUUAAAUAACCAACUUAAAAAUAAAUCCUGUGUUCACAGAAUGUUCUCUUUUGUGUGGGAGGAGGUUUUGAUAAACCACUUAUUUGUCAUAAAAAAUUUGGAAAAACUAACUGUAAGUCUCAUUAGGGCCUACAAUUUUGACACUUUUUAUGUCUAAUAAAUUAUAAGGAAGAAAUAAUUUAUGAUUAUGAUUCCUAUUGCUUAUUGUCAUUGGGAACAAUAGUCUUUAUCAGCAAUAGAUAAACAUGGCCAGUGGGGGAUU